CACAAUUAAUCCUCUGAGGUUUCUCGUUCUGCACUGACAACAACUGCUGAGAUGGCUGCCCUGUAAUUAGUUUGGAAAGAAAGAUAAAUAAUGCAAUGGAUAAACUAUCAUCAGAGGACCAACAGAUUAUCCGACGAUGUCUGGACACUAUUGUAUCUGUUGUUGUCGAUGUACAGAUAGGAAAAUUUAAUGUCAGAAGGACUAAACAUCCUGAAGGAACUAUAGACAAAGCCAGUGUGGAAGCUAUUUCAGAAUGUCAUAAUUACACUAAAAGGUAUGAUGAAGAGAAUGUCAACAACAAAAAUGACAAUCCACCAUCAAUUUCAAACAUCUCUGAAGAGGCUGAACAAACAAAAAAGCCAUACAAUACUCGUUUUAAAAAGAAGAAACAGUGCAGUUGUGGACUAGCAAAUACCAAUAAACAGACAAAUAUGCCUGAUUCCUUUGAUUUAACUAAAUUGUCUAGCACUAACACAUUUGUGCCAUAUCAAAUUAAAUGGAAGAGUCCUACAUGUCAAGAUGUUGGUAUCUGUAUGUGCCAGACAACGGAUGAAGUUGAAAAACAAUUAACAACUCAUACAGCAGAGAAUAAUGAAGCAUGUACAUUAGGUGAAAAGUCAAAUAGUUCUGGAAAACAGAGGUCCCUGUUGCCAUAUCUUGUAAAUCAGAAGUCUGAAGAAAGAGGGUUGUCUUUAUUAGAGGAAGAGGAAACUCAGAUACUGCAUUAUCCAUGGCUGAGGUAUAGAAGAAGUCAGACAAGGGAGAUAACUUCUUCAGAAAAUAAUUUCGGUUAUUCUGUUGUACAAGAGAGAGGAAUUCAGACAAUGUAUGCAGACUUACCCACUGAUGAUGAAGGGGAAGACGAGAGAACAUCUGGUUACCUAAUGGAAAGUGAUAUAAGGAGCACUGCCAAUUCAGUGUUAAUGGAGGAAGGGAAAGAGGAAAAUAAUAAAACACAGUUUUCUUUUGAAGAUCAGAAAAUGAACUAUUCUAAUGCGUCUGAUGAUGGAGGAGAAAAAAUGGAAAUAUCAGAAGAAAAUCAAAGUUGCUCAGAUGAAGAUUUGACCCAGCAGCCAAUAGAACUUGAGUAUGUUAAUGAUGAAGAGUUGACCCAGCAGCCAAUAAAAAUUGAGUAUAUUAAUGAUGAAGAUUUGAACCAGCAGCCAAUAAAAAUUGAGUAUAUUAAUGAUGAAGAUUUGACCCAGCAGGCAAUAAAAAUUGAGUAUAUUAAUGAUGAAAAGAUUGUCUUAGAUUCUGCUGAAAUUUGCUGGCCAAAAUUGAACUCUGGAAUCAUUUUAAUGGAACCAAACCCCGAUGAUUGGACAAAUCUCAAACAUGAUUAUGAGUAUUCAACAACUCUUGUAAAUGCAUACAAUAGUAUAACUAAAAGUGAUAAUUAUAAAUAUGAUUAUGAACAAUUUGGCACAGAAAUGCCUCCAGCUACCAAUGAAAAGGCUUUGCCAGACAUUUCAAUCGAAGAAGAAAACCUCAUGAGCAUAGUUGAUCAUCAAAAUGAAACACAGAUAGAUUCACUGGAGGAUACUGAGGAAUUCCCAGAAAAUCCAUGUAAAGGGGAAGAACUCACUAACAAAUUUAUUUGUAAACUUUAUAAAGAAUGUAAAGGAAGGGAAGGAUCAGUGAAAAUUUUACACCAUUGUGUGUGUUCACUUUUAAACAUAUGCAUUGAAAAAUCAACUGUGAACCCAAUUAGUCUUCAGAUGAAAGCAAAAAAAGUUUUUGAGAAAUGUAGAAGACUAAAAAAUAAUACCAGUAGGUCUGCAGAAUUUGAAGCAUUUGAAAAUGAUUUAUUCAUACUACCUAGAAAGAAAACUGAGACAAAAAAUAAAGUCAAGAUAGAAAUUGAGGGGCUUAAGGAUGACAUAAAUAUUUUUUUAAGCCUUAAUGAAAAACUGAAAAACAGUGGUAAACAAAAUGAAAUAAGUAAUGCCAUGAUAGAACAGGGAUGUCAGACUGUUUUAAAUGAAACAACAACAAGUGAUGAAGAGGAAGAUUUCAAAGAUUUUUAUGAAUUGGAAAAUCAUGUGGAACCAAAUCAUUUAAAUCAGAUUAAGUUUGAUUGUGAAAAAACCCAGGAUAUGUCAUGUAUUGAUGAUAUAAAAUCUUGUGCUUCCGGACAAACCGAUGAUUCUGAAAAAAUGAAAAUUUAUACAGCUGUUCCAAUUGAAGACAUUCUUAAAAUGUCUGACUCUAAAAUGUUGUCAUCAAAUUUAUCUGAACCAAGGAAUGAUUUUCCAAAUAUAAACAUGAAAAAGAGAACAUUGACUGAAACUCAUUCAGGAUACCAAAAAUGCUUUGAAGAAAGUAUUAACCUCAAGAAUAAAUUACCGGGUAAGACUCUGCAGACUACAGAACUGUCUAAGACCCUACAGACUACAGAAAGCAACUUAAAGAAUAUACUACCGACUAAGACCCCACAGACUACAGAAAGCAACUUAAAGAAUAUAGUAUUAGCUAAAACCCUGCAGACUACAGAAAGCAAAUUUAAGAAUAUAUUAUCAGCUAAAACCCUGCAGACUACAGAAAGCAAAUUUAAGAAUAUAUUAUCAGCUAAAACCCUGCAGACUACAGAAAGCAAAUUUAAGAAUAUAUUAUCAGCUAAAACCCUGCAGACUACAGAAAGCAAUGAAAUUAAUUUAGUUCCAAUACCAGUAUUUCGAGUAACAUUAACUGGUGAUAAUUAUAAAUAUGAUUAUGAACAAGUUGGCACAGAAAUGCCUUCAGCUACCAAUGAAAAGGCUUUGCCAAACAUUCCAAUUGAAGAAGAAAACCCCAUUAGCAUAGUUGAUCAUCAAAAUGAAACACAGAUAGAUUCACCCGAGAAUACUGAGGAAUUCCCAGAAAAUCCAUGUAAAGGGGAAGAACUCACUAACAAAUUUAUUUGUAAACUUUAUAAAGAAUGUAAAGGUAUGGAAGGAGUCACGAAAAUUUUACACCAUUGUGUGUGUUCAGUUUUAAACAUAUGCAUUGAAAAAUCAACUGUGAAUCCAAGUAGUCUUCAGACGAAAGCAAAAAAAGUUUUUGAGAAAUGUAGAAGACUAAAAUAUAAUACCAGUAAGUCUGCAGAAUUUGAAGCCUUUGAAAAUGAUUUAUUCAUACUACCUAGAAAGAAAACUGAGACGAAAAGUAAAGUUAAGAUAGAAAUUGAGGGGCUUAAGGAUGAGAUAAAUAACUUGUUAAGCCUAAAUGAAAAACUGAAAAAGAGGCAGCGUAUAGCAAUCAUUAAAAAGAAACGCUUAUAUCAGAGAAUGAACAGGAAAAAUGCUUUAAUUGAAAAAUUAAGCAAAAAAUUAAAAACAGUUAGAAAAAUUGCAGAAUCUAGGGCACAGGAACUUUUUGAAACAACAAAAAUACUUUAUGAAAAGAAAAAGACUACUGAUAUACAAAAAUUGAGAAAUCUUAAGUCAGUUGAAUCACAAACGAAAAUGUGUUUGAUAACUCUGCCAAAGACUCUAAAACACAAAGAAACACAAUGCAAUACAGCAAAAAAUGAUGUUCUAGCCCUUAGUAGCCAGUUGCAUUAUUGGCAGUGUCGUGCUGUAUUAAAAACAUGUCAUUUUGAUGAUGAUAGACCAGAAAUUAUUGUUACUAAUAAGAGUGAAACUGGAACCUCCGGGAGUCAUUCAAAUCAAUAAAAUCAAUUUG
This is a messenger RNA of Mytilus trossulus (common blue mussel), 3663 nucleotides long. RefSeq lists its product as uncharacterized. The coding region runs from base 96 to 3653 and encodes 1185 amino acids. The transcript is spliced from 2 exons. The record is from RefSeq and is a predicted model, not a curated record. NCBI's taxonomy places the organism in Eukaryota, Metazoa, Mollusca, Bivalvia, Mytilida, Mytilidae.